UUCGAGUAAUAACGCGUCGCGCUGUCGUAUUUCUGAUCGUCUAUGAUGCGCGCAAGACGCCAUCCAUAUCCAGGGCGACGUCAUCGCGCCGGCUUCGUCGCUUCUUUUUUCGCCCCCCGCCCCCGAGCCUUCGACACGUCCGGCCCCGCCGCCAGAGCGCACUCGUGCACCGCGAGCGGCAGCCCCGGGAACAGGUGCAGCAGGUACGACGCGAGCAGAUCGCGUCGCUGCUUCCGCGUCAGCCUGCGGUACGCCAUCCCCGGGACGAUGCCGGGCGGAAGGAGCGAGCGCGUCUUCGCUCCGUCGCCGUCGUCAUUUUCGGGGCCCUCCGAUCCGGAUCCGGAUCCCGGGGACCCGGCGAGCGCCGCGGACGCUUCCACGAGCGCAUUCACCAUGGGCUCGAUCUCGUCCCCCGUCGGCGGGUGCUCGUACGCGUUCCUGCAGAACCGAAGGAGGUCCGCGAAGCCGUCGCCGUACGGUUUUCGACCGACGCCGCCGCCGCCGCCGCCGCCGCCGCCGCCGCCGCCGUCCGCCUUCGCGCCGCCGCCCUUCCCUCCCCCGUCGUUCCCCCCGCCCGCGAGCUGCGCGGUCGUCACCCGCGUGCGAAUCACCGGGUCCACGAGCCCUUGCCAGUCCGUCAGGUCCAUGCUCGCGGCCGCCAGCAGCGCGCCGCGCUCGCUGUUCCCGGUGCCCGCGCCGCCGCCGCCGCCGAGAAGCGCGUCCGUGGCGACGUUGGAUAAAAACGUCCCCAUCUCCGUCUGCAUCGACGCCGAGCGCGCGUGCAACGCCACGAGCUCGCGCAUCGCGCGCUCGUCGUCCCAGAACAGCGGAUGCGCGACGACGCCUGCCGCGGACGGGCGCUGA
Molecule: messenger RNA, 864 nt
Organism: Micromonas pusilla CCMP1545
Lineage: Eukaryota; Viridiplantae; Chlorophyta; Mamiellophyceae; Mamiellales; Mamiellaceae
Exons: 1
Coding region: 43-864 (273 amino acids)
Source: RefSeq, a predicted model, not a curated record